Molecule: messenger RNA, 2622 nt
Organism: Megalops cyprinoides (Indo-Pacific tarpon)
Lineage: Eukaryota; Metazoa; Chordata; Actinopteri; Elopiformes; Megalopidae
Product: potassium voltage-gated channel subfamily A member 1-like
Exons: 2
Coding region: 444-1928 (494 amino acids)
Biological process (GO): protein homooligomerization; potassium ion transmembrane transport
Cellular component (GO): membrane; neuronal cell body; voltage-gated potassium channel complex
Molecular function (GO): delayed rectifier potassium channel activity; protein binding
Source: RefSeq, a predicted model, not a curated record
UCCUCCGAUCAGCGUUAGAAACCAAUGACAUCAAUAUUCCGUGGAUGUUUACGAAGAAAAAAAAACCUAUCAAUACUUCAGGAAAGCUCAUACAGAGUACGCUGUAAAGUAAUAGCCAUUAUUUAAAACAGAGCUGGCUGUGGCAAGUUAGAGCGUUUGCUGAAGGUGGUCACGGACUGGGCGCAUUCCUACAGUUUCUCCUCAAGAUCAGCCGCAGGGCAGCAGUAGGCAGCAGCGGCGGAGAGAGGCAAUGGCCGAGUCAGCGAGAAAGGCACGGGGGCCGCACUGAGGCAAAGUAAGCUAUCCCCUGUACCGGGGGGACUGAAGCGUACAACAGAGGCGGGGAAAUAGGAGAGGAGAACUGCGAGAGAAACUGGAUGCCUGUUCAACCGGGCUGAACGACACCCCGCAUCCCUUGCAGCGCUCAGAAUCCCGUCUCCGGGAUGACUGUAGUGGCUGGAGAAAAUAUGGACGAGACCUCGGCUUUGCCGGGGCACCCGCAGGAUACCUAUCCCCCCGACCACGGGGACCAGUGCUGUGAAUGCUGCGAGAGGGUGGUCAUCAACAUAGCGGGGCUGCGCUUCGAGACGCAACUCAAAACGCUCGCCCAGUUCCCCGAGACCCUCCUGGGCAACCCCAAGAAAAGGAUGCGGUACUUCGACCCCCUAAGAAACGAGUACUUCUUUGACAGAAACCGCCCGAGUUUCGACGCCAUCCUCUAUUAUUACCAGUCCGGUGGCAGGUUGAGAAGACCAGUAAACGUUCCUUUGGAUAUGUUCUCGGAAGAGAUAAAGUUUUACGAGCUUGGCGUGGAAGCCAUGGAAAAGUUCCGCGAGGAUGAGGGUUUCAUCCGAGAGGAAGAACGCCCUUUGCCCAAGAAAGAAUUCCAACGCCAAAUCUGGCUUUUGUUCGAGCACCCAGAGAGUUCUGGGCCUGCAAGAGGGAUUGCUAUUGUAUCUGUGAUGGUCAUUCUGAUUUCAAUUGUCAUAUUUUGUUUGGAGACCUUACCUGAACUUAAAGAGGACCCGGCGGGGCACAUGCAAACGGUGGGGAACAGUACCUUCUAUUACAAACCAAAUAUCUUGACCGACCCUUUCUUCAUCGUGGAGACCCUCUGUAUCAUCUGGUUCUCGUUUGAGUUGAUAGUGCGGUUUUUCGCCUGCCCCAGCAAGGCGGCCUUCUUUAAGAACAUGAUGAACACUAUAGAUGUCGUAGCCAUUAUCCCCUACUUCAUCACGCUCGGUACAGAGUUGGCGGAAGACCAAGACGGCAAAGAAGUGAAGGGAGAUCAGGCAACGUCUCUGGCUAUUCUCAGGGUAAUUCGUCUGGUUCGGGUGUUCAGAAUAUUUAAGUUAUCGAGACACUCCAAGGGACUGCAGAUUUUGGGCCAGACUCUCAAAGCUAGCAUGCGGGAGCUUGGGCUGCUCAUCUUCUUCCUGUUCAUCGGAGUAAUCUUGUUCUCCAGCGCCGUUUACUUCGCCGAAGCCGAGGAGAAAGGGUCCCAUUUCAACAGCAUCCCGGACGCUUUCUGGUGGGCAGUGGUAUCCAUGACAACCGUGGGCUACGGGGACAUGUAUCCCGUAACUAUCGGGGGCAAGAUUGUGGGGUCCCUGUGUGCCAUUGCUGGCGUGUUGACGAUUGCGCUGCCAGUGCCUGUGAUUGUCUCCAACUUUAAUUACUUUUAUCACAGAGAGACCGAAGGCGAGGAGCAGGCGCAGCUUCUAAAUGUCAGCACUCCAAACAUCGCCUCUGACACCAACUCGAGUCGCCGCAGUUCAUCUACCGUCAGCAAGUCGGAAUAUAUGGAGAUCGACGAGGACAUUAAUAACAGCAUUGACAAUUUCAGAGAGGCGAACCUAAGAACUGGCAACUGCACUAUGGCCAACCAGAACUGUGUUAACAGAAGCAAGCUGCUAACUGAUGUUUAGAGGCGAUGUAAUAGCAGCCAGUGGACUUAAGUGAAACCAUCACUCUGUCAUUGUAAAUACUAUAACCGUGUCCGAAUGCUUUAUUGACUUCUCUAAUGCGUUCUUGCAUUGCGAUUAUUAUGCUCAGCGAUGUUAAAGGAAGAAGACAAACAAGAACAAUGCUUUCAGAAUACGUGAAAGAUUUAAUAUUUUCAUUUAUUAUCAAAUGGGAUCCUUCAACUUCGUACUACAGCAAUCGUUUGACUAGGUUUAUAAAAUUAGACACUGUACAAGCCCCUAACGGGACUUCCACUCUCUGCUUCUCCAAACGGACAAUAUAAUUGGGAAUAUAUUUUAAAAGAAGUUGGCAAGACUACAGCAAUUUGCAGUGCAUACAGGAAAGCGCGCGGAAGUUGUCUGUUCUGCUGAAAUAAGCAAGCAUCUGCGGCUAUCGAUCAACGUGCUCCCUCGCUACAGGACAUACCAUCAGUCGAGAUCCACUGACAAGCAAGAAUCUUGCAUCGGAAAAGAAAACCGCUGGGGUUUUGCUACGAAAUCACAGCGGACGUAGUUAUGAUCUCGAGGACAUCUGCAACGCUGCUAUUUUUCCGCAGAUGCUGCUUUUUAAAAUUCUACAAAGUUGGUAAGAUGUCAUGCAGUUCAAAUACAACAACGAAAAAUGAUAAAAAAGAAAACUAAAAUGUUCGCAUGUUAA